Blepharisma stoltei is the source of this 5016-nucleotide messenger RNA. Lineage: Eukaryota; Ciliophora; Heterotrichea; Heterotrichida; Blepharismidae. The record is from the annotation of a GenBank genome assembly.
AUGCCUAAAAUUGGUGAGAAGCGAGACCGAGAAGAAGAUCUCAGCUCCUCUGAAGAGGAAGAGCAAGAAUUAGGGUUUCAAGAUGCUUACGAACAAGACGGAUUUGUUGUUCCCGAUGACCAAGUUGAAGAAGAGCCAGAAAGCCCUGAAGGCUCCUCAAACGAAGGAAAAAUCAAAAAAAAGCCGAAAAAGGUCCGCUCCAGGCUUAAAAAGAAAGACAACGAAGACAUUGAGCUCAUUGAAAGCAACUUAGGAGUAUCCUCAGCGCCAAUUCACGCAAGGACUGCUGACGAGCUCGAGGACAAGCUUUUCAGCAAAAAAGCUUUUAAAAUUGAGCCAGAAGUAGAAGAAGAAGAGGAAGAAGAGCUGAGUGAGCCCUACAGAAGACAGAAAAUGAGCGAGGGAGAAAGCGAAAAUUCAGAAAGCUCAGAAGAAAGCAAUGCUCAAGAGCUAGAAGAAAGGCCUAGAAAAAAUUACAAUAUGGACCAAAUUCAUGUAGCAGCUAAUAUUUUUGGUGUCGAUCCUGAGCUUAUUCCUCAACUUUCUGAAACCCGCUCUGAAGUAUUUGAACCUGCAGAAUGCAAAGAAAGAUUCGCUACAAAAGAGGAUGAAAAUGUCAGGGACACAGACAUCCCUGAAAGGCUGCAAUAUAGGCUUGCCAGAAGAGAAGUCACUGAUGAGGCUGAGCUGAAUUUAGAAACUGAAUGGCUUUUACAAAAAUAUUUGGUGACGAAGCCUGGAAUUCCUGAAGACUCCUUGCGAUUGAAAAUUUCAUUAUUUAUAAAUUUCUUUCGCAUCGAGAAAUAUGAAGUCCCAUUCAUAGCAAAAUACAGAAUGCACAAACUUCACCCUGAAAUUGAAAAUAAAAGCGACUUAUGGAAUCUUUAUAACUGGGAUGGGGAAUGGGGAUUUAUUUAUUCAAAUAAGCAGCAUCUGAAUGAAAUUUUAAAUGAAGCCGCUUAUAACGCUGUAAAGCUAGAUGAAGGCGAAGAAAUCCCUAAAGGUAGCAAAAUUUUAUAUACAAUUACCAAGCCUGGAGAAAUUCCUGAGCAAGUAAAAUUUUUGCUGGAAUAUACUUCGCCAAAUGACUAUAGAAUUGAAAUAGAAGACUUAAAGAGAUUCAUCAACGUUUAUGUGUAUGAGUACAAUGAAAUUAUGAAUAAAAAUAAGCAGCUAAUUAUGGAUGCAAGAAAAAAUAGGCUGCCUCAGUUUAUAGAGAAAGCUAGCAUUACUCCUUUGCAGUUGGCAGAAAAUUUGCAUAAUAAAGAAAUCAUACACAAAUCGACUAUGAUCCACCUUACCCCUCAAGAUAUCGCUUUUGAUUUGCUAUGUGAUGCUUAUCCUGAAGAAAUAAAAGUAAUGGAAGGCUCCUCAUUUUUGCUGGCUAAAGAAAUUUCGAGUCUCCCUUGGGUUAGACAAGCCAUAUUUGAAGAAUAUAUUAAAGUCACCAAAGUCAUCACUUUUCCUACCCAAAAAGGAAACACUGUUAUUGAUAUUUUCCAUCAGCUUUAUCAUGUAAAACACUUAGAAAAAGGAAAAGCUAUUAAUGAAAUCAGCCCUGAACUGUGGGCUGACAUAUGAAAAGCUGAACAAGCUGGACUGAUUCAUGUUCAAUUCCGGCAGCCUUGAAAAUCAGCUGAUACUGAUGGCAUUAUUUCAUAUGCAAGUGCUUUUUAUUUAUCAGAAGCUGAAGAAAGCAAUGAUACAGAAAAACAAUGAAACGAUUUUCGCAUGCAAGUACUGCAAAAAGCUAUAAGCGAAAUAUAUGAUGGUUUCGAAAAAGACUUGAGGGUUGAGCUGACUAUAAAAUCAGAAGAAUUCAUCAUUAAACAAUGCCAAAAUGCAUAUUCUGAAAUUAUUAAUAGAGGGCCUUACAAGUCAGAUGAUAAUGACAGAUCAUUGCCAAAGGUAUUUGCAAUUACUACUGAUCCAAAUGUCGAAAUGUUUGGGCAAAGUUCUUUAGUUGUUUUGGAUUCUAAUGGAGAAGUAAUCGAAGCUCACAAUUUCAUGACACUUACCAUUAGAAAUUCUCCUGACUUCGACCGAGGCCGCUUUGAAGAGAAAAAAACUCGUCAAUUUUCUCUAUCAGAAAAUGAUAAAGCUAUCUAUGAAAGAGAAAAAAAGACUAUAGAAAGGCUAUUGCUCGAUCAUAACCCUCAUUUUAUCAUUAUAGGUGCAAACUGUCUCCACAGCACAAAAAUCAGAAAAAAUAUCAAUGGGUUUGCAAAUCGCUUAACAAGAGGCCAGUACAAAAAAAAUAACUUUGACUAUAAAAUCGACGAAAAAAAGCUUUUGCAGUCUCCUCCCCAAAUUUUCAUGUCUGAUAUUGCUGUAGCCAAGCUAUUCGCAUCCUCACAGAGAGGAAAAAGGAUGUUCCCAGACUAUGAUUAUUUUAUAAAGCAAGCUAUAUCUUUAGGCAGAUAUUUCCAAUUCCCUCUGAUUGAAACUUUAGGCUUAUGAAGCGAUGUUAACGAGCAAUUGACAACAUUGCUUAGCUUGCACCCACAUCAAAAAUUAAUCCACAGCAAGAGACUUGAACAAGCUUUAGAAAUAACCGCAACAGAUGUUGCUGCUGAUUAUGGAGCUGAUUUAAAUGAAAUGAUCCAGCAUCCUCAUUUAAGGUAUCCUCUACAGUUUAUACCUGGACUUGGACCAAUCAAGGCUCACUAUUUGAUAGACAAUAUUUAUAAAAAACUUCAUGGAAGAUUAACCAUGAGAGUCACACUCAUGACCAAAAAGAUUUUGUCACCCAAAGUCUAUGAAAACUGUGCAGGCUUUAUCUGCAUCCCUAUCAGUGAAAAUGAAACUGAUCCCCUAGACUCCACAAGAAUCCACCCAGAAUUUUACGAUUUAUCUAAAAAGGUCGCAGAGUCAGCUUUAGAAGUAAAAAGUGAAAAAAAUGAUGAAACAGUGAUAUACAGAAUUAUCGAAAAACCGAAGCUAAUGGAUGACUUGGACUUGCAGUCUUAUGCAAAAGAAUAUUCAGAAAGAAGCCAAGGCAAAGAAAACAUAAUUGAAGUCUUAGAAUUUAUAGUUGCUGAGCUAAGAAAUCCAUUCAAACAGCCAAAUAGAAAAUUCGAGCCACCUACCUAUGAGCAGCUUAUGUACUGGUGCUCAGGAGAAACAAAGCAAACUUUAUCAGAAGGCAGCAUUGUCCAAGUUACUGUCAUGGACGCUGAUGAAAACAAAGGACUUAUCAAUGCAAAACUUGAAAGCGGUAUCCUUGGAAUAAUUGACCGAAAAAACAUCAUUGACAAUGAAAACCCUAACGCCAUUGAUUUUUCUCAAUUUAAGCGAGGGAUGAAUCUGACUGCUUGUGUUCUCAAAAGCAGGGAAAAAAUAGACAUGAAAGAUAUGGAGGAAAUUGUGUUUAAGGUAGAAUUAAGCUUAAGAGAAGGAGAUUUCCAAAGAUAUAGAGAAGGAAUUAAAAGGAAUUUAGAUGAAGCUUUUGUUAUAAAGAAAGAAGAAUGGAAUGAAAGAGCUGAGCUAAAUGAAGAUCAGUAUAGAAAAGGACAAAAAUAUGUCCCAAGGGUGGUGAAUCAUCCGAAAUUCAAAAAUAUUGGGUAUAAGACUGCUUGUGAAAUUUUGCAACAUAUAGGGGAUUAUGUUUUCAGGCCAAGUAGCAGAGGGUUAGAUCAUUUGACGUGCACGUGGAAGUUUUAUGAUAUGGUGUUUGCACAUUUGGAUAUUGUAGAAGAAGGAAAACCGGCAACUAAUAUGCUUGGGACAAGAUUCAAAAUUGGGGAUGAAGUGUAUGAAUCUUUACAAGAAAUAAUUGACAGAUAUGUGGUCCCUUGUGAUAAGCUUACCAAAGAAGCAAUUAGUCAUAACAAAUUCAGAGACUCUCUAAGUGAUGGAAUAAUUAAUAUGGUGGUGGCAGUUUAAUAUGUCCAUAACGCCUAUGCUCACCUUUGUUUCUGAGUGGCACCUCUCCUCAAGGUGGUCAGCAGGAGUAUCAAGCUAAAAUUUACCUCCAUAGUACCUGAUGGUUCACUAAUGGAGGAGUCUCCCUAGCCUGUCGAGACUCUUAAAGUGACAGUGCAAACUCUUCUUGAGAGAAAACCAUUGUUCCAAAUAGCAGCUGAAUUUCAGGCCAGCAAGCAGGUUGGUGAGAAAUGCUGAGUCAUCAAAUCCGAAAGCUUAAAACUCUUAAUUUAUUUAAGUGCUGGAAUCAAAUUCUUAGAAACACAGCUACGUAACGAAAAACGGUCAAGUCCUACUGCAAUUCCUUACUGUUUUACCAUCUCCCCAAGUUAUCCACAAUUCUUGAUCCUUAUUUACAUCCCUAAAGAUAAAAUUAUAGGUUUAUUAUCUUAUCUCAUAUUUUCCACAAUUUUCACCAUUUUAUAAGCAAAAUAUGUGUAAACCUCCUCAUCCAAAAUCAUCACUGAGUACAUCAAAGUGAAGCCAAAAGGCUUGUUUUUCCAUGACUCCUACCACCCCAGUAUCACUUUUCUCAUUUCUUGGUUUAAGCGGCAUUACCAAUCUUCCAGCUAUCAAAGCCAAUUAAAACGUUCUAAACCUCCAGAAAUCGACAGUAGAAACCACUUAGCAGUUCCUGGUAAAGCUGAGCGCCCAAUGACUCCAAUUCACCGUAUGGAUAAUGACUAUAUGCCAAGCACUCCUAAAAGAACUCCAGAAUAUGAAAAAAGUGACUGGAAAUCCCAACCAGAAAUUAUCAAAGAUGAGCCUGAUAGAAGAGAAAAAAGAUUUGAAAGAGGCAGGGACAGAGGUGGAAGAAGAGGGAAAGGCGAAAGGAGAGAACAGAGAACUUGCCAUAAAUGUGGAGGAGAAGGACAUAUUGCGAGAGAUUGUCCCAAAACAAGUGGGGAAAAGUGCUUUAACUGUGGAGGCGAAGGGCAUUUUGCAAGAGAUUGCCCAGAACAGAAGAUGAAAAGGGAUGAAGAAACUGCAGGAGGACACCCAGAAUGGGAAGAUCAAUGGGGAGCAGAGGAAACUGCAAUGGAUAUAGAAAAGCCGAGGAAAGUACAAGAAGAAACUGAUCCAUGGGGGUAA